CAUUACUGGUGUCAUAUUAGGGCGCUAAAUUACAACUUUGACACUUACCUUUCUCGAGAAAUUCCACAAAUCUCGUCAACUGAACAAGAUGGCGGCGCGCAAUCCUGGAACCGAACUUGAUCUUGAAUGGGUUGAAAGUGUGCGAGUGAAUAAACCAGCAUGCUUCAGGAGAGCAGAGGAAUUGAAAGUGAGAAGAGGGGUCAAGAAAAAUACUCAGAUUGCAUGGUUGCUAAAGGCGAUGACCUGCAUUGACCUGACAACCUUGUCAGGUGACGACACAGAGACCAAUGUGGAGAGACUUUGUUUCAAGGCAAAGCAACCAAUCAGGACUGACCUUCUUGAAGCUGUUGGCAUGCAAGACAGAGGUCUGACAGUCGGAGCAAUCUGUGUGUACCCGGCUAGAGUCGCUGAUGCAGUCAAAACGCUGAAAAGACUGGGAGCAUCUCACAUCCCUGUAGCAUCAGUUGCUACUGGUUUUCCUGCCGGCCAGACACAUUUCAAGACAAGAGUUGAGGAAAUCAAAAUGGCCGUAGAGGAUGGAGCGAGAGAAAUCGACAUUGUCAUCAACAGAGCCUAUGCCUUGGCAGGAAACUGGAAAGGUGUGUAUGAGGAAGUCAGAGCCUUCCGUGAUGCUUGCGGACCAGCUCAUAUGAAGACUAUCUUAGCCACUGGUGAACUAGGCUCAUUGGUGAAUGUGUACAAGGCAAGCCUAGUGGCUAUGAUGGCAGGCUCCGAUUUCAUCAAAACAUCAACCGGCAAAGAGGGAGUGAAUGCCAUACUGCCUGUUGGUUUGGUUAUGGUUAGAGCUAUCCGAGAUUACUACAAGAAGACAGGAUACAAGGUGGGUUUCAAACCAGCUGGUGGCAUACGCACAGCUAAGGAUUCCUGCACAUGGUUGGCUCUGAUGAAGGAAGAGCUAGGGAAUGAUUGGUUGACCCCUGACCUUUUCCGUCUAGGUGCCAGCUCAUUGUUGGGUGACAUUGAGAGACAAGUCUUCCAUGGAGUAACUGGUAGAUAUGCAGCGGCAUAUGAAUUUGCUAUGGCCUAGAGGUACUUCCAUCUUUGGUUUGCAGCCUUCAGUACAAAGUUUGGUUUCUGAAAUGAGUCUUAAAUAUUUAUGGACCAUUCGCAAGCGAUGUAUGCUGAAUGUUCCAAAGUUAACUUUGAAUCAUCUGCAGAACUGGCAUCUUCGAAAGAUGUAUAUGAAAUAUGUUAGGCAUUCUGGAAAAAUGAGACAGAACUGGGCAGAUGUCAAAAUGAGGGUUGGUGGGUAUUAGGAAAGAGAAUAAAGUUCCCCUUAUUCGGACAUUUCUUUGACUUAGUUAUGGUUGUUUAAAGUGUCAAAAACGUAAAAUACUGAGAAAAAGGACUUUGAAGUUUCAAGUUUUGUAGUCGUGCAAGUAAAAUGCCUCCCCCCCCCCCCUUUAAAACUAUUUUAUUCAAGUUUUAUACUAUUUUUUUUUUAAAUAUGUGUAGUAGAUUUAUCAAAGAUUACAAAUAUCAGUACAUCUGACAGUUGGAAAAAAAUUACCCCCAUUUUUUUGCAUUUGUCUCCACUACCGCCUGUGCCCAAUUCCGUCUCAUAUUGCCAGGAUGCCUUACACAUUUGAAAGCUAAAAUUACAGGAGUGCCAAGUAAAAUGUGGUGAUAUUUCUCCCCUAUUCAAAGCUGAAUAUCAGUGCACAUUGAAAACUGCAUGUGGUGCCUUCAAUCUGAAUAAAAAAAAGAAAAAGAAAAAGAGUUAAAGUUACUGCAGUUUCUGCUCAGGAAGGAUCGUGGAAGUCUGUUUGAUACACAGUAUGUGAAUGAUAUAAACCUCUUCACAAUUUUGAAAGAUAAAUGUAUUCUUUUAAAGUUGAUGUCGAAUGCAAAGAACCAAUUUCACAACUAGUGAAUACUUGAGAGUUUAUGUGGUUUUUAAAAUCAAAAUUGGUACGAAUUUUGUAAAUACAGUUUGAAGAAAUAUGUUUUGAUGUUUUUUGUUUUAAGUUUCAGUAUAUUUGUUUUUCUCUACCAAUGAUAAUGUUUGUUUCAUUCAAAAGCUUGUAAUGGUGGUUAAUGUAGUUUCAUAUAAAUUUUAUCAAAAUUAAAGGAUUGUUGUUACGGCUUUUAUUAGGCUUAUAUAUUGAAUGGGAGACUUUUGAAACGUUGGUGGCAGCAAACACACCGGUCUUUUUCAAUUGUUUUACGUCAUGUUUAAGCUAAAGCGCGCAUGCUCAAUAUGACGCAAUCAAUGGAGAAAGGACCGGUGUGUUUUUUGCCACCAACGUCUCAAAAGUUUUAAAAGGAAUGUCUUCGAAUGGGUGAAGUGAAUUGUGUGAUUAAAUGACAAACAUACCACAUUUAAAGACUUCAUGAAUUCAGCAAUUAUAUGUUUAUUUGGACCAUAUAUUCUUUAUAACUUUAUCAGGCUUAAAAACAGUGUCAAACUGUGACAUAUAUAUUGUAAAAAGAAAUCAUGAAUAAAAAUUGAAUUUCCAUUUUAA
This is a messenger RNA of Patiria miniata (bat star), 2486 nucleotides long. RefSeq names its product deoxyribose-phosphate aldolase-like (gene dera). The record is from RefSeq and is a predicted model, not a curated record. Gene Ontology annotation, molecular function: deoxyribose-phosphate aldolase activity. Gene Ontology annotation, cellular component: cytoplasm. The transcript is spliced from 8 exons. Gene Ontology annotation, biological process: deoxyribonucleotide catabolic process; carbohydrate catabolic process. The coding region runs from base 89 to 1048 and encodes 319 amino acids. Lineage: Eukaryota; Metazoa; Echinodermata; Asteroidea; Valvatida; Asterinidae.